Didymodactylos carnosus is the source of this 1707-nucleotide messenger RNA. Lineage: Eukaryota; Metazoa; Rotifera; Eurotatoria; Philodinida; Philodinidae. The record is from the annotation of a GenBank genome assembly.
AUGGCGUCUUUCCUUGGGUCUGAUUCAGACAUGACUGAAAUUUAUACAGCUGGCUCAUCGAAUACUGAUUCUUCUUCCGAUGAUAACUCCGAAUCGUCUAGUGAACAAGAGCACCAAAACCAAGAAUCACAUAGUGACGAAGAAGGUGACGACGAAGAAGAAAGUGAAGACGAAGAAGAGAUGCAAGAUAUGGAAGAAUCUGACGUAGAGCGAACUUGGAGAAGUGGUCAAUUCAAACCCAAACUAUUUAAAUUUAACUCAAACGAUUCUGGAAUCAGUUCUAUCUUGCCUAAAAUUGAUGAAAGCAAUCCAAUGAAUUAUUUUCGUUUGAUUUUUGAUAGCACUUUGAUGGAAAAAAUCGUCGAAGAAACGAAUAGAUAUAAUGUAUCUCUCAUGCAAAAGCAAAGUUCAUCUAAAAAAGGUUUACAAGGAAUUGAUACGAAUAUAUCUGAAAUGUAUACUUUUUUUGCACUUUAUAUGUUAAUGUCCCAUACCAAAAAAAGUCGAAUCAAAGAUUACUGGUCCACUGAAUCAUUGAUCUCAACACCUAUAUUUGGAAGUAUCAUGAGUAGGAAUCGAUUUCUCUCACUCUUACGAUUUCUUCACUUCAAUGACAAUGAACAACAAACAACUGAUGAUAGCUUAUACAAAAUAAGGCCGAUCAUUAAUCAUCUACGUGAUGUGUUCGGUGAAAUUUUAGUUCCUUAUCAAAACUUAUGCAUUGAUGAAAGUCUAGUCUUGUGGAAAGGUCGGCUUAGCUUCAAGCAAUACAUUCCAUCUAAAAGAAGCAGAUUCGGAAUCAAACUAUUUUUGUUAUGCGAUGUACACACUGGAAUUAUCUUGGACUUUAUAGUUUAUACAGGUGCUACUACAGAUAUCAAGAAAACUUCUCGUUUGGGCAUUUCUGGUUCAAUAGUGAUGACAUUGUUAGAACCUUACUUAGAUCAAGGCCAUAAUCUAUUCGUGGAUAACUGGUACACAAGUGUUGGUCUUUUUGAGACAUUAUUUGAAAGAUCAACGGGAGCUUGCGGAACCGUUCGAAAGAACAGAGUGAACUUGCCUGAUCUCGAAGAAAAAAUUGGAAAAGGUCAACAAAUUUAUAAGCAUACAAAUAACCUAUUAGUGUUGAAAUGGAAUGAUAAAAAAGAAGUUAUGAUGUUAUCGACCAUUCAUGAGCCUCAAAUGAAAUAUACCGAAAGACAUAAUUCAAGAAUUCAAAAACCAGUUUCAAUAUUAGAUUAUAAUUUAAAUAGUCAUGUGAUUGAUAAAGUUGAUAUGCAAAUUAGUUUCGUCGAUUGUUUGAGAAAAACUGUGAAAUGGUAUCGAAAAUUAUUUUUUCACAUGCUUGAUUUGUCGAUUUUCAAUUCAUAUUUGCUUUAUAAAGUCAACACCGGAAAAGUAAUCAAACUUUCUGAUUAUCGUUUACAACUUAUUCGUGAAAUUUUGCAAACCUACAGUGCUCCAAAACCGAAGAUAGGCCGUCCUGCAUUGACCAAUCAACCCAUCAGAUUGACUGCUAGACACUUUCCAUCUCUGGUACCUCAAACUACAGAGAGAGAAAAUCCUCAGAGAAAGUGUGUUGUAUGUGCACACACUAGUCGAAGACCUAAAAAAAGAACGGAUUCUCGCUAUAUGUGUAGGGAUUGUGACGUGGGUCUUUGUGUUGUUAGUUGUUUUGAAAAAUAUCAUACGGUACUACAUUUCUAG